AGGGGGUCGGAGGCAGAGACAGGAGAGGGGUGGGGUGGCGGAUUCUGGGGCCAUGGGAGGCAGCAAAGGCUCGAGGAGCCGAGCGCUCGCCACCGCGCCAUGGAGCUGCACUCAUGCGGCUGUGGAGGUGGUGGUGGAGGAAGGGACCGGCGCGGGGGGCGGGGGGGGGGGGGCGAACGCGUCGGAAGCCAGAGAGCACCGUGUCCCUGCGCUCUGUCGGUCAGUGGGCGCGGGCCGGCAGGAUGGCGCCGCAGCACGUGCGCCCCGUGCUUGGAUCCCAGAGUCCAGCCUGGGAGGAAAUGGGGCUCCUGGUGUAUCACCAUCAUCCCCAACACUCCUGUUCAGAAGAUGGGUGAGGAAAGUGGAAAGUCUAAUCAGUCAGCCGAUGACCAGUGGGAAAAAUGAGCUACAAGAUCACCUGAUCUUCAUCAGUGAGAAAGCUUUGCACAAGAGGCUAUUUCAGAAAGAGAAUGGCGAUGAAGGAGAGACCAGACCAACAGAGAAGGAAGAGGGAAUCCUUUCUCAUGAAAAAGGAAGAAGGAAAUCAUUCUGGAGAAGGCACAGGUCUGCUAGAAAUACUUCAACCCAAAAUUCCAAAAUGACCAAGAAGAGAUCAAAAAUAAAUGAACUAGAAGAACUGAAAUUGGAUAUGAGGAAGAUCAGCAAUGACAUGGAGGAAAUGUGUGGAAUCCUGAACCUUUACAUGUAUGAGGAUUUGAACUACAGGAUGAACACUGAAUUCAACAUCAUUAAAUCACAACAUGAGAAGACAAUGUUGGAUAUGAAUAAAAUGAUCCAGUCCAUAAUUGGUUCCAUGCAGUACUCCAAGGAACUGAUAGAAGAUAACUAUUCCUACAGCAUUAAGGAGGACCACCUCCUCCGUGAGUGCACUCAACUCAACGAAAACGUAAGGAUAUUACUGAAUGAGAACAGAAGGCUGCUGGUGGAGCAGGCUGGCCAUAAGUGUCCUGUGGGGAAGAAAAGAGGUUCUCUGAGGAGGCCAGCAAGAACAUCUGUGUCCCAAGUGCCAAGGAACAGCAGGCAUGAAGGUCCUCUCCAAGAACUCAGCAAAGCUGACUGGAAUCCAGGCAUUUCUUUCUGUUCUCUUGGAAGUCUGCAGGAAGACAGCUCCUGGGCCUUUUCUUCCUCCAGCCAACCCAGUCUCCUUCACCCAAGGUGACCCAUGGCGUGCGGGGAGAAGGGGGGCUCUAUCUGAGUGGGCUUUUUCCUGAGUCCAAACCAGAUGCUUCCUUCUCCAUACGAUUGUCAGCUGGCUUCACUUUUCAUAUUAUUUUAAGCUUUAAUUAUUUUUCUCUCCUUGCGGAGCAACAAUUGUGGUA
This is a messenger RNA of Mus musculus (house mouse), 1340 nucleotides long. Its product is annotated as predicted gene 3194. The transcript is spliced from 7 exons. Bases 53 to 1180 code for a protein of 375 amino acids. Lineage: Eukaryota; Metazoa; Chordata; Mammalia; Rodentia; Muridae. The record is from RefSeq and is a predicted model, not a curated record.